CGAGUUCGGUUGCAUCAACACCGGUACUUAGGCGCGGACCGGCGUGUCCUUGGAAUUAGAGCGGGACGUCCGGGUUGAGAGUGGUAUCCUCAGUCUUUCGCGCGACGGAAGAGCGAUUUUAAAAUGGGUGACGUUGAGAAAGGCAAGAAGAUUUUUGUUCAGAAGUGUGCCCAGUGCCAUACCGUCGAAAAGGGAGGCAAGCACAAGACUGGGCCAAAUCUCCAUGGUCUGUUUGGGCGAAAGACAGGGCAGGCCCCUGGAUUUUCUUACACUGAUGCCAACAAGAACAAAGGCAUCACCUGGGGAGAGGCUACACUGAUGGAGUAUUUGGAGAAUCCCAAGAAGUACAUCCCUGGCACAAAAAUGAUCUUCGCUGGCAUUAAGAAGAGUUCAGAAAGGGCAGAUUUGAUAGCUUAUCUCAAAAAAGCUACUAAUGAGUAAUAGUUGGCCACUGCCUUAUUUAUUACAAAUGUCUCAUGACUUUUUUAUGUAUACCAUAUUUAAAUUGAUCUCAAACACCAGAAUUCAGAUCAUGAAAGGCUGACAGAAUGUUACUUUUGGGCAAUUCUGAUUUAAAUAAUACUGGCUUGUGGUUAAAUGAUUGGCUUUUUGAACUUUGAUGGUAAUUUUGGUUUCAGCAACUGCUAUCACUAUUUUCCCCUUCUAAAAAUAUGAUUGGACUUGGUUUGUAAUAUUGAACUUUUUGCAGAGAUGGUGCCUGCCAUCUCAAAACCUGUAGGAGGGUGGUUUUAUAUUUAGAUUUAUGUCACUGGUUAUAUAAACAUGUUUAAAUACUGAGAAAAUCCUUUCACUGUUAGAAAAGCAAGACUACCCUGUGUUUCAAAUUACUUAGCCUGUUAAAAGGCAAGAGCUGAAGAUAAGCUGGCAGUGUCCAUUUUAUCUUUUUUGGUCCUGACUAUGCCAAUUUAAUUAAAAUGUCCUGUAUCUAAACUGUUGCCUUUAACUAAUGAAA
This is a messenger RNA of Pteronotus mesoamericanus, 973 nucleotides long. RefSeq names its product cytochrome c. Gene Ontology annotation, cellular component: mitochondrial intermembrane space. The transcript has 3 exons. NCBI's taxonomy places the organism in Eukaryota, Metazoa, Chordata, Mammalia, Chiroptera, Mormoopidae. The record is from RefSeq and is a predicted model, not a curated record. Bases 124 to 441 code for a protein of 105 amino acids. Gene Ontology annotation, molecular function: electron transfer activity; heme binding. Gene Ontology annotation, biological process: mitochondrial electron transport, cytochrome c to oxygen; mitochondrial electron transport, ubiquinol to cytochrome c.